UGUUUGAGCGCCGGUAGCAAACACACCCCUUCUUCUACUUCUUCUUCUUCUUCUGUUUUCAUCAAAAUAUCCCAGAGCAAGUUGUUCAGCACACUUUGCGCCCCGACUUCUUGCGUUGCUGAAAUUUGCCAGCGUGACUUUUGUUGCCAUGACGACUGGCAGGUCUUCUACUUGAUAAUGGGGAGACCAGAUUUCCGUAAAGGCGACAAAAACAUUUUCACUCAUGGAUGCGGUAUUUCAAGCUCUACGCUGUGUUUAUGUGGCACAUACACAACAACACCACUAUUGUGUCGAUUAUACAAUGAAUCCUUAACAUUGAUAUUCUGAAUUUGCCCAUUCGAACCAAUUCUCCCAUCUGAAAUAUUGCUUUGGCGCCAUCUUGUGGCAUCUAUUAGCAAGUACAAGCAUUUUUCAGUGGGCAUGAAUCCCUCGUGGAUUUUCACUGAACUCGGCAUAGCUGUCCUCACUGCGUCCGCAUCUUAUCCGCAGCUGACGCGGUUCACCUGAUGCUAAUCUGCGCAUCCAACGCACCUCACUGCAGCUCUGCUUACCUUUUGGCUUUGGCAUGAUAGCAGGGUGUCGUACUUAUGGCGGACGCGUGUGUUUUUGCGAGAUGAUUCGAGAUAGUGCCAGAUAAAUGUGGCUAAAUCCCCUAAUUGACGUGUGUUGUGUGUGUGGGGGGGGGGGUGUAGACUUUUUAUAGCUAUUAUAUUUGCUAGGGCGUGGUGGAUCAGCUGGUAAAGCCUUGGCCUCACAAUUCUGAUUCUCUAAAUUGCCCCUCGGUGUGAUUGUGACUGCGACGUUUUGUCUCUAUGCGUCCUGCGAUUGACUGGUAACCGGUUCAGGGUGUACCCCACUUCCUGCCCGUUGACAGUUGGGAUAGGCUCCAGCACUCCCUGCGAUCCUUGUGAGGAUACGCGGUUAAGAAAAUGGAUGGAAGGAUUUGAGACUGUCAGGUAAAUGUAGCUAAAUCCCCUAAUCGACCUGGGGAAUGUGCUAAGGUUGGGGUGUGUAGACUUUUUAUAGUUGUUAUAUUUGCUAGAAAACUUUCUUUAAUACAACAAAAUGCUGCCAAACCCUGCAUAGGAUGCGGGAAUGUAGUAUCUAGUAAAAGAAGUAUGUUGAAGUGAUGCAUCGGUACUCUUCUAUGAGCUUUCAAAAUUUUCUGACUUUGGCUUGGGUUGUUACUGGAAAUUAUGGAUAGUCUUUGCUGGACUUUGGUUUUUGCAGUGCUGAGCGGCUAUUCAAAUACCAAAUUAAAAGAGUCGUAGGCUAUUUAAUUUUGUUAUGUACAACAUUCGGUACACUUGCAAGCCUUGGUAGCAGGAAACCAACACUGCGUGUAUUCGGCAAGUACUUUUAUGGCGCAAUGUGCGCUUUGCUCACUCGAGUCCGGAAGCGUUUCGCAGGUCUCGCCGACAAGGAGGGAACAGAAGGACCGCCACCUUCGUGCCACCUCCCCCAUAAAUGCGCGUUCAAUGUUCUGCGCGAUUUCAUAUUCAUGUGACACCGCUUGUUUAUCAUCCCGCACUGAUAUGCAGUUACUACACCAUCUCGCUCCAUGGUAUACUUUUCAUGAAAAUGAUAUACACAGAGGCGGCACGGUGGAUCAGCAGUUCUGAGGUCCUGGGAUCGAUCCCCGACCCGCCUGUGUGGAAUUUGCAUGUUCUCCCCGUGCCCGUGUGGGUUUUCUCCGGGAAGUCUGUUUUCCUCCCACAUCCCCCCCAAAAACAUGCGUUAAUUGGAGACUCAAAAUUGCCACCAGGUGUGAUCGUCAGUGUCUCCAUGUGCCAAAUUUUCUAUCCGCUAGCAUGGUGACGUUAGCAUUCAGUUUUUAGCACCGCUUCUAGAAAUGAAAUACAAGUUAAAUAAAUAAUGGAAAUGAAGCAUAUAAUAUGGUUCGUGAUAAAAUUAAACAAGUUCAUUUAAAUAAAUAUAUGGAAAAAUAAAAAUUCACAAAUGUUUACUGAAAUAAAACUCAAUAAAUAUAUUGAAAAUUAAGACUAAAGUGUACAUACCUGGGCGGCACGGUGGAUCAGCUGGUAAAGCAUUGGCCUCACAGUUCUGAGGACCUGGGUUUGAGCCCGGCCCCGCCUGUCUGGAGUUUGCAUGUUCUCCCCUGUGCCUGCGUGGGUUUUCUCUGGGCACUCCGGUUCCCUCCCACAUCCCAAAAACAUGCAACAUUAAUUGGACACUCUAAAUUGCCCGUAGGUGUGAUUGCAAUUGUUUGUGUCUAUGUGCCCUAUGAUUGGCUGGCGACCGGUUCAGGGUGCACCCCGCCUCCUGCCCGUUGACAGCUGGGAUAGGCUCCAGCACUCCCAGCGACCCUCGUGAGGAUAAGCGGCAAAGAAAAUGGAUGCAUGGAUGGAUAUAUACGAACACAAAACCCAAAAAAAAAAAAGCCAUUAAAAAUGUGUAGCUCGUUUCAGAAUAUGGGUCAUGUAAUCACCAAAACAAUUACAAAUGUAACCUUAAACUACUGUAUAGAAGAGCGAUGAUAAUAUCAUAUCUAUUGGAAAAAUGUGCAAUGCGGCAACACCGCCACUUCAAUAUGAGUGGUCUUGUUUUCACAAAACUCACUACUUCGCUGCAGUGUAAAAGUUCACGCACCCCCACGACCCAAAGGUGCCGCACACCUGUUGACACGAAUUCCGUGGUUUGCACCGCUUCUGGCUUGUUCUGGUCCCCCUCCCGCUCUGCAUGCGCCGCGCAGGAGGGGGGUCCCCAGGGACCCGCGGAGCACGUGGUCCGCGCCGCCACGAGACGUCAGCGGCAGAUGGCACCACCAGCGCCACGCAUAGCGGCUGCUGGCAUCGGUGGCAGACGCUCCCGCGGAAAGGAGGAGGAGAGAGGAAGGCUGAGAGUCUUCUUGUCCUUAGUGCCAUCGUAUUUUUUGGGGGGGUGCAGAGCGAGAGGAGCUUUGGGAAGAUGCGAGCUGCACGCUGAGCCCCCUCCCUGCAUGAGUUCUGGGUGCUUUCGCGAAGGUGCCUGCCAGCGACUUUUCCUCAUGGGAGGAAGUACAGGAUAAUUAAGACGCGCAGGCGAUGUGCGAGCCACGCUUUGGUGCCGGGUACCCCCGCGCAGGUGCCCCCGAGGAUCGACCCUCGCCUCGCCUGCGCCACCUCCGGGCCGCCGCCGACGACGAUGAAGACGACGACGACGACGAGGAGCCCUGCAGGUCCGCCGGGGACGACGCCGCCUCCUCCGACCGGGACUACGAGCAGGACGACAGCGGCCUCCUCCGCAAGAAGCGCGCCCCCCGCAAGAAGAAGGCCACCAAGGAGCCGCACGACCGCUCCAGGCUGCGGCGGCAGGAGGCCAACGCCCGGGAGAGGAGCCGCAUGCACGGCCUCAACGCAGCCUUGGAGAGCCUCCGCAAAGUGGUCCCCUGCUACUCCAAAACGCAAAAGCUCUCCAAAAUCGAGACCCUGCGCCUGGCCAAGAACUACAUCUGGGCUUUGUCGGAGACCCUGAGCGCCGGGAAGAGACCCGACCUCCUGGCUUUCGUGCAGACCCUCUGCAAAGGAUUAUCGCAGCCCACCACCAACCUGGUGGCCGGCUGCCUGCAGCUCAACGCCCGCAACUUCCUCAGCGACCACAACGGGGAGCUGGUGUUCUCCGGGCGGCCUCCCUACGACCCGCUGUACUCCUCCGCCGCCUACCCGGGCCCCGAGGGGAGCGCGCCCGCCGGGCACGGCGGCUCGGGUCCGCCGGACCCGGCCAAGCCCUUCCGCCACUACGGCUACUCCGGCACCUACGAGCCGGCCUAUGGGUCCCCGGAGGCCGGCAGCCCGCACUUCGAGAGCCCGCUGAGUCCGCCCGUCAACCUGAACGGCAUUUUCUCCUUCAAGCACGACGAGCCGCCGGACUACGGCAAGGGGGGCCAUCACUACGGUGUGCGCUACUGCGGCGCACCCGGACGCGCGGCCCUGGCGCACGGCUCCGUGUACCGGGUGGCCCCGGAGGGCCGCUACCCGUACGACCUGCAAGUCCGCGGCCAGUCUUUCCAAGCGCAGGGCGAGCUCAACGCCCCCUACCACAAUUAAGAUAUAUAAACUCUCGUUUUGACACCCCCCCGCC
Molecule: messenger RNA, 4080 nt
Organism: Syngnathoides biaculeatus (alligator pipefish)
Lineage: Eukaryota; Metazoa; Chordata; Actinopteri; Syngnathiformes; Syngnathidae
Gene: neurod6b
Product: neuronal differentiation 6b
Exons: 3
Coding region: 3045-4046 (333 amino acids)
Molecular function (GO): protein dimerization activity
Source: RefSeq, a predicted model, not a curated record